Soboliphyme baturini is the source of this 2958-nucleotide messenger RNA. Lineage: Eukaryota; Metazoa; Nematoda; Enoplea; Dioctophymatida; Soboliphymatidae. The record is from the annotation of a GenBank genome assembly.
AUGGAAAACAAUGACACAUGUCGCAAGCUGUUUCAGGAAGCCGUUCGCGCGCUGAGUUGGUGUCGACGGUCGAUCGUUGAGCCUAGGACCGAGCCGAGCAGCCGCAGCAUUCAGUCAGACCUGUCUCGAAUUCCUGCCGGCCGGCUCUCAGUCGUUAUGGCUCAUAUUCACUGUGCUUCCCGGUGGACACUGUUCUGGCUCCUGUACUGCCUCGUCAUGCAGAUGAGGACCGUUUCGUCAUCCGGCGUCCUCGAGUUUCAACUGGUGUCUUUCGAGAACGUGCGUGGCGUUGACGUUCGUGGCCGCUGCUGUCUACAGCCGUCGCCCGACCGUCAGCAGAGCGAGAACUUCUCUAGGCGGUGUGCCAAGUCCUGUCGUCUUCUGUUGCGUGUCUGUCUCAAGGAGUAUCAGAGCGAGGUCAAAGCGGAACCGCCAUGCACUUACGGCAGCCGGAUGGUCAAUGUUCAACAAUUCGGUAACCGCAUCGACUUCCCAACGCUCAAGUCCGGUACCCUGUCGGUGAUCGUCGAGGCAUGGCACAACGUGUCCGGCCCAACGAACAGCAGCCAAUUCGAGGCGGCCAGCGACGGCGUGUCGUCGUCGUCCUCGUCACCAACGACUACAACAGAACGCAACGUGGAUAAGCAACUGAUGUUCCAGUAUGCUCAAGGACAGGUGCUGCCUGCAGGAACGACGUGGAAGGAGGAACGACAGGAAGACGAACACGGCGCGAUUCAGUUCAAGAUACGCGUCCGGUGCGACCCUCACUACUACGGACCGAAGUGCGAGGUUUACUGUCGGCCGAGGGACGUGAAAGACAACCAGGCUCCGCACUACAGGUGCAGCGAAACGGGUGCAAAGAUCUGUGUCGAAGGUUGGACCGGACCUGAUUGCAAACAAGCCAUUUGCAAAGCUGGUUGUCAUCCAGUUUACGGGUCCUGUCAGCAGCCGGGCGAGUGCAUUUGCCAGCUGGGUUACAUCGGUGAAAAUUGUGACACUUGUCAGCGGUACCCCAGCUGCCAGCACGGCACCUGCGAAAAGCCGUUCGACUGCACGUGCAACGAGGGCUGGGGCGGCAAGUUCUGCAAUCAAGACCUCAACUACUGCACCCACCACAAGCCGUGCGUGAACGGGGGCACGUGCACGAACACCGGCGCGGGCUCUUACACGUGCACCUGCUCGCCGGAUUUCACCGGCACCAACUGCGAGACGAAGAUCGACGGUCGCCACUGCCAGAUCAGCGCCAGGACCUGCGCUGAGGACCCUUGUCAGAACGGGGCCACUUGCACGGAGGUGCCGCACAGGGGCUACCUGUGCAUCUGCAAUCCCGGAUGGGAGGGCUCGAAUUGCGACAUCGAGCGCGACGAGUGCCAGUCCAGUCCGUGUCUGCAUGGCGGAAGCUGUGUGACGAUAUUUGGCGGAUUUCAAUGUGUAUGCCCUGUCGGAUAUGCUGGGUUUCGUUGCGAGAAGAACGUCGACGACUGUUCUGAACACUCUUGCCUGAAUGGUGGUACAUGCGAAGACGAGGUGAACAGUUUCCGUUGCCACUGUCUGCCCGGCUACAUGGGUACGUUGUGUCAGAUCAACGUGAACGACUGCCUGACACUGCCGUGUGCCAACGGCGGGACGUGCUUCGAUAUGGUCAACGAUUUCCGGUGCAUGUGUCGGCCGGGAUUCAAGGGCAAGGACUGCUCGAUCGACAUCAACGAAUGCGAGUCCAGCCCGUGUCGCAACGGUGGCUCAUGUGAAGACCUGAUGGAUGAUUACCUGUGCCAUUGUCCGCCUUGCUACACCGGCAAGCAGUGCACGAUUCGUACAGACGACUGCCUGUGGGAAGCGACCUUCCGGCCGUACGUCUUCACCUACAACGUGACCAUGUCGCCGUUGCACGACGGCGUUGUCGGCGGCAAGAGCUCGAAGCAGGAGGGCGACCGGGUGCUGCUCUCUUCCUCUGACAUUCCGCUGUUGGUUGGCAUGCCGUUGGUCGGCGUGUUCCUGUUGUUCGUGCUGAUUCUGCUAUUGGUCCUGUUUUACCUUUACCGUAGGACGAGGAGCCAUGUGGCCGCGCAGCAGCGCAUGUACGUCAACGACGUGGACGUGUACAAACGGGAGAAUGAGUGGAACGAGCGUCGAUGCCACGAGUUCAUGCCUAACUUUGACUGCGGGGCCGAAGGUCGACUCGGUUCAAUGAAGAAGAAUAGCGCGAGACGCUGCGCCACGAUUAAGGCGAAGAAUCUGACCGAGUCCCACCCUGACCUGUACAAGCUGGUGGCCGUGUCGAAGGUGAAUUACGACGACGUCAAGUCAAAGAACAAGUUGUUCUCCGCAGACGACGGCCGGCGACAGUUUGUGUACGACUUGGGACCAACAGCGAGUAGGCCUUCGACGAACUGUGGUGACGUCAUUUCUGUUGACUCUGACCUGAACAGUCCGAACGACGACGACGUGUUCAAGGUACGGCUAAGCGACUGCGUGUCCGUGUCCGAGUCCGAGUCCGAAGAGGAGGGUUCGGUUGUGGAUUCAGGUCUGAUCAGCCCGGUGCCUGAGCCUGAGCACGGGAACAGUACCCUGACGGUCGGUGAUGUGCACAACGGCGGCGACGGCGUGAGGACGUUGGCAGCAGCGCCUGAACCCGAACCGGCCCGUCACCGGUACGACACCGACCACGACGCUACCGUCGGCCUACCUUGCAGGACCGGCUGUCCGAGAAGGACUUGCGGCGGUGACCAGCAAGAUACCGGUUGUCUGCUCGACCAGCUGUUGUCGCUACCGAGGACCGAAAUCAACGCCGAAGCGAUGGAUUGGAAGCCGACGACUUUGUUCCUCAUUCCCGCGUCCGUACUCACACUCACCUCACCGCCACCAUUGACGGACGGACGGACGGACGAACGAACAAUGCGUCAGCCCGUCGCACCGAAUCGACCGAUCACAGCUGCCGAAAAGCAGACGUCUCUGUAG